AUGGUUCUUGGAAGAAGAAACGUUCUACAACUUUUGAAUAUCUUUAAUUUUGCUAAGUCAAAACGUAAAGUUCCUCCAAAUUUACUGGUCGAAUGCUUGGAAGAAAUUCUUGCGCACUUGGUACAAGACAGAUCAUCCCUUUAUUCUUGCCUUUUCGUUAAUCGUCUCUUUUGUCGUCUCACUAUUCCGAUACUAUGGCAAAACCCUUUCGAAUAUCAAAACAAAUCUGGUUCUCGUCUUAUUCGCACCUAUGUAUCUUGUCUUGAUGAUAAUCAGAAAAAACUUUUAUUAGAUAAUGGUUUAAAAGUCCCUGAUUUACCAAAACCUUUUUUUGAUUACCCAAAAUAUAUGCAAGGCUUCGAUUUUUUUCAUUUUUCUGAAGCUGUUGAGAAAUGGGUCGAAGGAAAUUAUUGGUCGAUGCCUCCUUUUCUUAUUAGAAAUAUGAAAUUCAUUGAACAACUUAUUGGUAAUAUGCUCUUUAGUCGUUCUAUUGGAUUACAAUCUUUCAGAUAUUACCGUGGAUUUAGAAAUAUAAUUGAUUAUCAAUAUUUUACUGAUAUUAAAUUAUAUACUGGAUUUACUCAUUCUUUAUCAAAACUUCAAACUUUUGAAUUUCAGGCUUUUAGUUACCGCGACAUUAACUCUUUUACCGCUUGGUCUGAUUUAUUUGAAAAUAUUUCAAUUUCAACUAAGACAAUUGAACAUUUAUCCCUUUUUAUCCCACAUAAGGCUCAUAAUAACAAGCAACUUUGUCAAUCAUUAUCCAAGUUGAUUCUAUCUCAAUCAAAUUUAAAAAGUUUAGUAAUUGAUGAAUUAACAGCCUCAUUCAUUUAUGAUGCGCUCGCUAAUCAAGCUCGACAUUUAACGUUUUUAAGGGUUACUUGGCUAAGUAAAUUUGAUCUUUUAUACCAAUUAUUACCAAUUUGCACGAACUUAGAAGCUCUGGAAUUUUCUCAAGUUUCACAACCGGAUCAUGGAAACAAUAUUUCACAGUUUCCAAUCACCCAAAUUAAUUUAAGAAAUCUUUAUUGUGUCGAUGAAAACCCUUCUCAAUCUAUCGUUAAUACAAUUCUAAAAAUGUCUAAUAAAAAUUUAAGUUCACUUUUGCUCAAAAAUGUCAACACAGAGGCUCUCAACACUUUAGAGCUAUAUUGUCCAAAAAUUACUCAUCUUUGUUUGAAAAUUACUGCAAAACAGUUACCAAAUUUUAUUCAAUUACUUUCGGGGCUCGUACUUGAACAUUUAGCUUUAGAAAAUUUACCUGAAGAACCUCGAUAUACAACUGAAGAUAUAAAACUAUUAGCACAAACAAUUCCUCUUUCUUUACGAUACUUUGGGAUAAAAUUUCACAUUUCUCUAACGGAUUUCAAAUACUUUUGUAAAGAAUGUGGUGCAUCACUUGACGCGAUUGC
This is a messenger RNA of Dentiscutata erythropus, 1412 nucleotides long. NCBI's taxonomy places the organism in Eukaryota, Fungi, Glomeromycota, Glomeromycetes, Diversisporales, Gigasporaceae. The record is from the annotation of a GenBank genome assembly.